AUGGCAUCUACAUCAGCAGUUUCUAUGGCUAUGCCAUUGACAUAUGCAUCCCAGAAGAGGCAAUUCCCAAAUGCUGACACUUUCUUCAAGCCAUUGCCUGUGAGGUCCUCAAAGUCAGUCUCUGCUGCUGCUCCCAAUGCCAGGUUUCAGGUCACGGCUUCUUCUUCCUUUAAGGAACAGGCGGUGACAGGAUUGACAGCGGCUGCAUUGACGGCUUCGAUGAUGGUUCCCGACGUCGCUCAGGCUGCCGAUGGAGUUACCCCCUCCCUGAAGAACUUCUUGCUCAGUAUUGGUGCCGGCGGCGCUGUCCUCGGCUUGAUAUUGGGUGCUAUCAUUGCGGUUUCCAACUUUGAUCCUGUCAAGCGGAGCUGA
Messenger RNA from Oldenlandia corymbosa var. corymbosa, 372 nucleotides. NCBI's taxonomy places the organism in Eukaryota, Viridiplantae, Streptophyta, Magnoliopsida, Gentianales, Rubiaceae. The record is from the annotation of a GenBank genome assembly.